Messenger RNA from Saprolegnia parasitica CBS 223.65, 1065 nucleotides. RefSeq lists its product as hypothetical. The record is from RefSeq and is a predicted model, not a curated record. The transcript has 2 exons. The coding region runs from base 1 to 1065 and encodes 354 amino acids. NCBI's taxonomy places the organism in Eukaryota, Oomycota, Saprolegniomycetes, Saprolegniales, Saprolegniaceae. Gene Ontology annotation, biological process: protein N-linked glycosylation. Gene Ontology annotation, cellular component: oligosaccharyltransferase complex; membrane.
AUGGAGCUCGCGAACCCCGUGACGCGCGGCGGCCAGGACGUCACGUUCACGGUGCUCGGCGCCGAGGCGCCGCUCCUCAAGACGCUCAAGAACGCCGCGCAGGAAACGAUCCUCGCGGAUCUCAAGCUCACGCCCGUCGCCGACUCGGACAAGUUUACGUUCGUCCUGCCCAAGGCCAAGGCUUCGCCCGGCCUCUACAAGCUCCAAUUGCUCGAUGGCAAGAAGAGCAAGGUCCUCCAUGCGACGCUGACGACCGAGGUCGAGGUCGCGUCCGCCGUCGUGCAGGGCAAGGCGCUCAAGCAAGGCGAGAAGCUCAAGUCGGUGCCGCAGCUCGUGUCGGCGUCGGGCGAUACGUUCUCGGUCGAGGUCAGCUUGAAGGCCAAGGGCAGCAAGACGCCGCUUCUCGCGCACCAGGCUUUCUUGCGCUUUACCCAAGGCGCCGUCGACACGACGUUUGUGCUCUUGGCGUCGGCGAACAAGAAGACGCUCUCGGUCGCGGUCAACAUUGGUGCCGAGAGCAAGAAGUUCUCGUAUCUCUCGGGCGUCCACGCGGUGCAGCUCAUCCUGGGUGACACGACGUUCGAGAAUGCGAUCGUGUGGGACCUCGGGUCGGUCGACUUGACGCUUGGCGCGGCGCCCAUUGAGCCGCUCUCGCCGCUCUACGCCAAGCCCCUCCUCCACGAAAGCGACGUGACGCUGACGGCGCUGCCCGAGAUUGAGCACGUCAUGCGCGCGCAGGACUCGCGCCCGAGCCUCGCGGUCUCCAACCUCUUCACGCUCAUCGUCGUGUCGCCCCUCGGUGGGUUUCUGCUCUUCCUCCUCGGCUUUGGGGCCAAGCUCUCCAAGUUCCCGUCGGGCGUGCAGGCCAUCUUUGCGCUCGGCUUCAUCGCGUCCAUGGGCUCGAUCCUCGGUCUCUUUGUCGUCUACUGGCUCCAGCUCACGAUGUUUGCGACGCUCGGGUACCUCGCGAUCCUCACGGUCGUCGCGCUCUUCUUUGGCCACCAAGCCUUAGGCCACCUCGCAUCGCAGCAGGCCGACCACACCACCAAGUCCAAGAAAGAGUAG